This is a messenger RNA of Camellia sinensis, 1279 nucleotides long. Lineage: Eukaryota; Viridiplantae; Streptophyta; Magnoliopsida; Ericales; Theaceae. The record is from RefSeq and is a predicted model, not a curated record.
UGUAUCGAUCUCAUGCUAAAAGACAUAGCCAAUGAGAAAAGUGUAGCAAAGGUGAUUGAAGAUGGUAAAACCAUCACCAAUUUCAUUUAUAAUAGUGGAUGGGUGUUGGAUUUAAUGAGAAAAUUCACUGGAGGUAGAGAAUUGAUUCGACCUGCCAUCACUCAAUUUGUUACAAAUUUUAUUGCCAUUGAGAGUAUUGUUAGAUAUAAACAACAAUUGAGAGCUAUGUUUAAUAGUGAUGAGUGGAAGAAUUCUAGAUGGGGGAAGGCAAAGACUGGGCAGCCUUACAAUGUGAAAAAAUUAUUUUGGGAAAGGAGUUUUGGCAGAAAGCAACAGAGCUUUGUAAAGUUCAUGAGCCCCUAGUCAGAGUAUUGAGGUUGGUUGAUGGAGAUGAGAAGCCAACAAUGGGUUUCAUAUAUGAAGCUGUAGAUAGAGCAAAGUUGGCAAUUAAAAGAGAUUGUCGCUACUACACCGAGUAUGGUCUUUUCAAUUGCAUCAAGAUUUGCAUGCGGCUGGUAAGUGUUACGAUUUCAAUUAUAAAAUGUAUAUUUAUUUACAAUUAUUAAUUGUCUUCUUAUUUUUGAAGGAUAUUUUUUAAAUCCUCAAUUCCAAUAUGGUGUUACCUCAUCCAAUGAAAUGAUAAGAGAAGUGAUGGAUGGACUUAAAAAAGUAAUUACCAGACUGGAGCCUAAUAUGGAUGCUCAAGUGAAAGCAACAAAUCAAUUGUUGCUGUUUCGAGAUAAACAGGAAACUUUUGGUACUCCUUUAGCACAAAGAGCAUGGAAACAAUCAAAUCCAGCUGAGUGGUGGAUUAUUCAUGGCAGUUGUGCUCCUGAACUUCAAAAAAUAGCUGUGAAAGUAUUAAGUCAAACCACCAUAUCAUCUCACUGUGAACGUAAUUGGAGUACUUUUAGUCUCAUCCAUACGAAGACGAGGAAUAGAUUGAAAUAUAAGAAAAUCCAAAGAUUAGUCUUCAUCACCUACAACAUGAGAUUAAAAUUGAGACAUGUUAAAAGAAGCAGCCAAGAGGAGAUUGAUAGGAGUUUUAAUCCUAUUAACUUGGAUUACAUAUUUGAAGAAGAUGAUCCAAUAAGUCCAUGGAUAGAAGAAAGGGAAAAUCAUUUACUAGAUGGUGUAGAUAAUUCUGAAUGGCUAGAUUUGGUCUCAGAUGAUGGUGGUGGUGGUGGCGACGACAGCAAUGGCGAUGGCAGCGAUGGAAACGAUGGUGGUGGCACCCAUAGAUAUUAAGCUCGACGCACUUCUCAAAGCUCAACUCCUA